This is a messenger RNA of Arabis nemorensis, 816 nucleotides long. NCBI's taxonomy places the organism in Eukaryota, Viridiplantae, Streptophyta, Magnoliopsida, Brassicales, Brassicaceae. The record is from the annotation of a GenBank genome assembly.
AUGUUUCGAGUAAGCAAUUUCGUUGUGGGUCUAGCCAACACGUUGGUGAUGUUAGCGGGCGCAUCGGCCAUAGGUUAUUCGAUUUACAUGUUCGUCCAUCAAGGCGUGACCGAUUGCGAAUCAGCGAUUCGGACACCACUUCUAACGAUCGGAGUCAUCCUCUUCGUGGUGUCUUUGAUCGGAGUGAUAGGUUCUUGUUUUAAAGAAAACUUGGCAAUGGUUAUGUACUUGAUCAUAUUGUUUACGGGGAUUGUUGCGUUGAUUAUUUUCUCGAUGUUUCUAUUCUUCGUGACGAACAAAGGAGCCGGUCGUGUGGUCUCUGGUCGAGGGUAUAGAGAGUACCGGACGGUGGAUUUCUCGACUUGGCUUAAUGGGUUCGUUGGUGGUAAGAGAUGGGUUGGGAUAAGGUCUUGUUUGGCUGAGGCUAGGGUUUGUAAUGAUUUGAGUGAUGGUCGUGUUACUCAGAUCGCUGAUGCCUUUUACCACCAGAACUUGUCUCCAAUCCAGUCGGGUUGUUGUAAGCCACCGUCGGAUUGUAACUUCGUGUUCAGAAACUCGACGUUCUGGAUUCCACCAACGAAAAACGAAACGGCUGUUGCGGUUGAAAACAGCGACUGCGGUGCGUGGAGCAACGUGCAAACGGAGUUAUGUUUUAACUGCAACGCGUGUAAAGCGGGAGUGUUAGUGAACAUAAGAGAGAAGUGGAGAAAUCUUUUGGUUUUCAACGUUUGUCUCAUCAUUCUCCUCAUCACCGUCUAUUCCUGCGGUUGCUGUGCUCGUCGUAACAAUCGUUCUACGAAAAGUGAUUUUGCUUAA